AUGGUACUCACCAGCAGACAAACAGGAGAGCUUCACAAAUCUAUAGUCGCGUACCUGUCAUCGAUCGACGCGAAGAGUACAAAACUCUUACGAGAGGAGCUCGCCAUUGACAGCAGCUUUAACGAUGUCAUCCAAAAGAAGUACGAGGGGAUCCUGGAGCGAAAAUGGACGAGCGUGAUGCGGCUGCAGAGACGGAUACUUGACUUGGAGUCCAGAGUCGCUAGCCUUGAAGUCAAACUUCAAGCUUCACCAACUGCCAAAUCACACCAAGAGUCCAUCGACUGGCUACCAGGUACCCAGGCAAAACAUACACUUCGGUCUCAUCGCGCAUCCGUCACUGCCGUGGCUCUGCAUCCGGUCUAUUCCUCCUUAGCCUCGGCGUCAGAAGAUUGCACCAUCAAGAUCUGGGACUGGGAGCACGGCGAGCUGGAACGAACCCUCAAGGGCCACCUACUACCCGUUCUGGGACUCGACUAUGGGGGUCCCAAAGAGCAGACUCGGCUAGCAUCUUGUUCAAGUGAUCUGACAAUCAAAAUAUGGGAUCCCAGCAAUGAAUAUGCCAACGUGCGGACUUUGUGUGGGCACGACCACUCUGUUUCCGUGGUGCGGUUCGCCCCGAAUGGGGAGUUGAUUUCCGCUAGCCGUGAUGCGUCGAUUCGGAUUUGGGAUAUUCUGACGGGGUAUUGCGUCAAGACUAUCGAUACACAGGGUGAGUGGAUUAGAGAUAUCUCGUUGUCUUUGAAUGGGAAAUGGAUAGUGUCUGCUGGCAAUGACUGUGCAGCUACAGUGCGGACACUGUCAUCCGGGGAAAUUACAGCAAGGCUGGUUGGGCAUGCGAGCCAUAUCGAAUGCUGUGCGAUCGCACCUGUGGCAAGUCAUGCUCACUUAGCUGCCUUAGGGUCGACAAAGUUGGUGGGGGGCGAGACGUUCAUUGCAACUGGGUCAAGAGACAGCAACAUCAAGCUGUGGAAUGGACGGGGGGCCUUGAUCAAGACCCUGGAAGGUCAUGAUACUUGGGUUCGAGGACUGGUUUUCCAUCCUCAAGGGAAAUAUUUGAUUAGUGUUGGCGACGACAAAGCCAUUAGAUGCUGGGACCUCUCGCAAGACGCGCGAUUGGUGAAGACAAUCACCGGCUCAUCGAAGUUUCUGACUUGCAUUCGCUGGGGGCCUAGCCUGCUGUCCAAUCCAGGGGGCUCACAUGUACUUGCCAUUGGGAGUGCUGACUUCAGUGUGAGGGUCUGGACGUAG
Molecule: messenger RNA, 1248 nt
Organism: Penicillium bovifimosum
Lineage: Eukaryota; Fungi; Ascomycota; Eurotiomycetes; Eurotiales; Aspergillaceae
Product: WD40 repeat domain-containing protein
Exons: 3
Coding region: 1-1248 (415 amino acids)
Molecular function (GO): protein binding
Source: RefSeq, a predicted model, not a curated record